Mercurialis annua (annual mercury) is the source of this 3553-nucleotide messenger RNA. RefSeq names its product formin-like protein 11. The record is from RefSeq and is a predicted model, not a curated record. Lineage: Eukaryota; Viridiplantae; Streptophyta; Magnoliopsida; Malpighiales; Euphorbiaceae. Gene Ontology annotation, molecular function: actin filament binding. Gene Ontology annotation, biological process: actin cytoskeleton organization; actin nucleation. Bases 446 to 3340 code for a protein of 964 amino acids. The transcript has 4 exons.
UCUUUACAAAAACACAGGAAAAUGUAGAGUUACAUAAAGUAUGAACAGAAGAAAAACAAGCAUCAGCCAGUCAGCUUUUCUCUAACAGAGAGCAUUAUAAGACACAAGAAAGGGAAUCAAAAACUAAACAAAGAAAUAAAGGACAGUGUUCUAAAGACAAAGUGUAAUGCAAAUUUAACAGUGUUUUUUGGAGAGAAUUUAUGAAGAGAUAAGAGUGCAUGAACAGAGAAGUAAAGAAGGACCAGUACAGCCCCAACUGCCAUAGUCAGGGGUUCCUUGGAGUAGCAUUAAAGACUGUAAAACAUGUUCUUUACUACACAUUUACAGUAGCUACACCAUCCAACAAAAAAUAAAUGUAUCUCAAAUAAAAAAAAUGAGCCAGAUUUAUAAGGAGAAAGUUAGAUAUUGAUGCUUUGAUGAAUGAUUUGAUUUGUAGUUGAAGAACAUGGGAUCUUCUACUCAGAUUCUCCACAUGUUCUUCAUCAUCAUUAUAACCAUUUUUAUGUUCCUAUCAUUGCAAAGUGCUCACAUUUUGAGUGCUGAUGCUUCAUUGGCUGCAGCAGAGUACUUAAAAGUUCGUCAUAGCCAGCAAGAGUUGGAGUUUGUGGAGGAAAUUAGUGGAGAGAAUUAUGAUAAGAAGAUUCAGAAAGUUUCAGGGGAUGAUGAGAAUGAAGAAAAAGAAACUUUGAUAGUGCAGAAGUUUAGAGCUUUACUUGGACUGAGGAGCUUCAGAGCAAGAAGCUCGUAUGAUGAGUAUCUCUCGCCGGCGCCUUCUCCUUCGCUUUCCAUAGAAGCUGAAGCUCCGUCGCCUGCUCCUUCUCGUGUUUCCGUGCUGCCAAUUCAGGUACAUUCGCAUCCACCGCUGCAUCACUCAAAAUCAAACGCAACAGUUCAUAAGAUUCUAAAGAAACACAAAGAUAAAGGCAGAUUUAAAAGAAUUCUCGCAGUAGUUCUUGUUUCGACAGGAGCAGCAUUCAUUGUCUGUGUUCUUGGAUUGAUCUGGGUAUCAAGAAAAUUCAGAAAAGACAAAAGCCUUACUGUAAGAUUGAUGUCGGUAUAUAGAAAAAAGGGCAGAAGCAGAGGUAAAGCCAAGUUUAUGACUCCACACAAAUCAGCAAGCAAGGUGAGGUUAAAUCCUGGUCUUGAUCUUCUCUAUCUUAAUUCAUUAGAAAGAGAUUUAGAGCAACAUAGCAGCACUUGUUUCAAACAACCUGCUGAUACAUUAAAAAUAGCAUCAAAUCGUAGCACACCGAAACACGCGUUACACAAUGAGAGGGAAGAAACAAACCAGGAAAUGAUGUUAGAACCGGAAUUUGAUAACGCUAGUAGUUCCUCUGCCACAAGGGAAAUCUUGUCUGUUCAUGAGGAUAUUGUUGAAUCUGUGAAAUAUGAUUCUGAUGGUGGAAAUUUUUCUCCUGAUGAUGAAGUUAUUCCAGUUGAAGUUGAUUCUUCUGAUGAUGAAUCUUUUCAUUCUUUUGUUGAUUCACAUUCUUCUCACAUUAGACUUUCUAAUGCUUCAGCUGGUAGUCUUACUGACCUAUCAGAGGUUUCCCCAUCAAAUGGGCCUAAAAUAUCCUCAUCUCCAAUCAAUUCUUCCAAAUAUUUUGAAACUAAAGCUCCCCAAUCUCCAAACCAGCUCAAAAUAGAAAAUGUGAGAGUUCUGUCUCCUAAAAAUUCUGAUGAGAAUCUUGCGCCUCUUCCUCCACCUCCGCCCCCACUACCUCCUCCUCCGCCGGCCUCCGGCCCAUCUCCCUUUUCUACUAGAAUUACAUCCAAACCUACAUGUUCUUCUCCAUCAGCCCAGGCAACACCUCAGAUAUCUCCAAGGUCUUCAAAAUCUCCGAAAACCCGCCCUUUUCCGUCAUCAUGUUCAUCUCCAUUUCCAAAAGAAAAUGGGAUGUCCACCAAAAAUCCACCUCCUCCACCAUGCCCACCUCCUUUUAUGCUAAGAAAUACAAGCUCCGCCAAAGGCCCACCUCCACCACCAUGCCCACCGCCAUUUACGAAAGGAAACACAAGUGGCUCUACUAAAGGGCCACCAACUCCUCCAUCUCUACUUCCUCAAUCUGCACCAUUAGGCAAAGAUGGAGUUCCACUGCCAAAACUGAAGCCACUUCACUGGGACAAAGUUAGAGCAGCGCCGGAUCGUAGUAUGGUGUGGGAUAAAAUAAGAUCAAGCUCAUUUGAGUUCGAUGAGGAGAUGAUUGAAUCCCUAUUUGGAUACAACUUACAGAACACAAUGAAGAAUGAUGAAGCAAAGAGCAAAAGUCCCUCUCCAAGCAAGCAUGUCCUAGAACCUAAGAGACUGCAAAAUUUAACCAUACUCUCAAAAGCCUUGAAUUCAACCUCUGAGCAAGUAUGUGAAGCACUGUAUAGAGGAAGUGGAUUGUCUUUACAACAACUAGAGGCAUUGUCGAAGAUGGUACCGACAAAGGAAGAAGGGGCUAAGCUUGCUGAGUACAAAGGAAACAUCAGUCAAUUAGGUUCAGCGGAGAAGUUUGUUAAAGUAGCCCUUACUAUACCGUUUGCCUUUUCGCGAGUUGAGGCGAUGCUUUAUAGAGAAACAUUUGAAGACGAGGUAGUUCAUCUCAGAAAUUCUUUCUCAAUGCUAGAGGAAGCCUGCAAAGAACUCAGGUCGAGCAGGCUGUUCUUGAAGUUAUUAGAAGCAGUACUAAAAACAGGCAACCGUAUGAAUGUGGGAACAAUUAGAGGCGGAGCUAGAGCAUUCAAGCUCGAUGCACUCCUUAAGCUUGCUGAUGUAAAAGGAACUGACGGGAAAACUACACUACUACAUUUCGUAGUACAAGAGAUAGUUCGGUCAGAAGGAAUUCGAGUAUCAGAUAGCAUAAUGGGAAGGAUCAAUCAGACGAACAAAAGCAAAACAAUUCAAGAACGCGAAGAAGACUACAAAAGAAUGGGACUAGAUCUCGUGUCAGGUUUAAGUACCGAACUUUUCAAUGUCAAGAAAACCGCCACAAUAGACCUCGACGUUCUUGCAAGCUCAGUUUCAAACUUAUCAGAUGGAAUGACUAAACUGCAAAAUCUAGUAAAAGACUUGUCUACAGAUGAGAAGAGCCAAAGCUUUGUGCAUGCCAUGAAAACAUUCCUAAACUACGCGCAACGGAAUCUAAAAUUGUUAAAGGAAGACGAAGAUAAAGUCCUAUUACACGUUAAAGGAAUCGCGGAGUAUUUCCACGGAGUUGUGAGUAAAGAAGAAACCAACCCGCUCCGAAUAUUCGUGAUCGUAAGAGAUUUUUUGGGGAUGUUAGAUCAUGUCUGCAAAGAGCUUAGAAGCUUAAAAGUCAGUAACACUCCAAAUCCUCUUGCUCCAUUUAGAUAGAUUGGAUUGUUUUGUGUGUGUUUAUAUAGGGGAGGAUACAUUAUAUCGCAUCCAAAUUAACUUUAAUUUUGGAUUUUUAUGUAGAGUUUUGGCUUGUUUUUGUUUAAAUUCAAUUUCUAGAAAUCUCAAUUAGCUGGGAUUAAGGAUUUGUAAUAACAAUUAAUCACAUUAUUGAUCAUUUGAACAGAUUAAGAGUUUGGAUAUUUACAUCAA